Messenger RNA from Thermothelomyces thermophilus ATCC 42464, 1555 nucleotides. RefSeq lists its product as uncharacterized. Gene Ontology annotation, cellular component: multivesicular body. The record is from RefSeq and is a predicted model, not a curated record. Gene Ontology annotation, biological process: late endosome to vacuole transport via multivesicular body sorting pathway. Lineage: Eukaryota; Fungi; Ascomycota; Sordariomycetes; Sordariales; Chaetomiaceae. The coding region runs from base 422 to 1459 and encodes 345 amino acids. The transcript is spliced from 3 exons.
CCCUGCAAUCGCAAGAGGACGGAAGAGCAACACUGUAGCCCUCUCUACUCCCACGCCCGAGACCGAGAAGACAUAGUAAUAUCUUCCUCGACAAAGGACCUGAUUUAGUGUGCACCUUCGGGCACGGAAAAUUCUCAACUUGGCCAAGCGCACUUCCUUCUGGCCAUGGCCGACACGGUUCCCCCUGCCCUGAGGCAGGCCGACGUCAACAUCUGGAAAUGCGCCACGAAGGCUGCCCAGCUUCAGACCGUGAAGCCUAUCAUGGCCUAUUGGUGCGAAUACUGGGCCGUCAACCAAAUCCUAGCGAAGCAGCUGCACACAGCGGACGAAGCCAUCUUGAGCUAUACAACAAAGUUGAUAGACAAGCUGGAGCAGGUCUGCACGCCUUUUUGAAUCACCAAUCAUUGAUUGAUGCUGACCGAUGCCGAUGUUGGGACAGACAAAAGCUGAGUACGCGAACGAAGAUGCGAUUGCCGAUGAUGCGGCCGGGCAGGCAUACGUCGAACAAUUCGCACAAGAAACGCUAGACCGAGCGGAACGGGUGGUGAAAGCGGGACGGGUAACUCAACAAACCGCCACAACCUUCGACGCGGCCGCAACCUUCUUCCACGUCGUGAACAUCUGGGGUCCAGUUGAUCAAGAAACUCAGCAGAAGAUCAAGUACGCAAAAUGGAACGCGGCGCGGAUCGUCAAAGCCAUCAAAGAGGGAAAAGAUCCAAACGAGUCAAACCCGAAACGCGAAGAGGCCCCCCCGCCGGCGCUGAAUCCAAACGAACCUGUGGUACAGACCCCGGGAGCAACAAGCUCAGGGCCGAGGCCGGUGACGAUAGAAGAGGUCCCUGAUGUUGACAUGCCCAACGCGGGCGCGGCGCGUACAUCUUUACCUCACAGCCCUGCUCCGGCCGAACCUUCGCCAGUGUCGGAUGGCGGGCUACAACUACCAGGUGUUCCCACGAACCUAAGCCAGCCAGCAUCGUCUGGUUAUUUCGGGCCAAAAGCGUCAAUCACCCCUCCACCGCAACAAUCGAAUCAGUUCCAGCCUCCACCUGAUCUUCCGGCCCCACCGACUGGUGGUUGGGCGCCGUCUCAGCCUAGCCCAGCGACGGGUGCUCCACCCACAUGGUCACAGCCUUCUGCGCCGGCGACAAUCCCACCGCCAACGUUUGCCGCAAACUCAUCGCCCACAGCUGCGGUUGCGUCGCCACCAGCCGGGCCGCCGGCCGAUUCUUAUCGCCCCCAAAUGGCCCCAACGGCGACCCCGGCGAGGCCGACAGCUCCCGCGGCAGUACCGCCUCCCGGUCCUGCGCCGGCUCCAGGCGGUGGCUUUGUGACGGACGAGGCGGCGAUCGCUGGGGCACAGAAGCAUGCAAGAUGGGCUAUAUCGGCACUCAACUUUGAGGACGUUCCGACGGCGGUACUUGAGUUACGCAAGGCGUUGAAACUGCUCGGUGCGACAUAGGGGCUGGAUCCACGGCGCUACGAAAUACCUAACGAUGGGACUCGAUGAAGUUUCAGCGUGAAUCUCGGAGAAGUUGGUGGUCUGGACGCCCAGGGG